AUGAAACAUCGACCUAAAUUACAUCCAUCAUCUUGUUUUCCUCCUAAUCCAUCAAUACCGAAUAUUCAAAAUCGUCUUUUUAUUCGUAAUGCUUCUCUACAAACGACUCACUAUCAUUGUCCUCGUGUUACAUUUAUUGGUAUUAAUGCAACGACAUAUUCGUCGAUUGCUGCUCUUCUUUCUUAUAAAUUAUCAACUUCAAUUGAAUGUAUCAAACUUUUUGAUAUCUAUCAAAAACUAGAAGUUCGUCCUAUACUUAAUGAUCUUCAAUUACUUGCUUUAUUUAAUCGAAGUAAUACACAUCUUGAAUGGGUUCAAUCUUAUUGGGAAACAAAAAAUUCAACAAUUAUCAUUAUUAAUGUACAACAUAAUCAAUUAGAAACUGAAAGUAUAUCAACAUGGAUUCAAACGAAUGCAUCACUUGUUGAAAAUGUUGUUUCACAAGUAUGUAUCUAUUCACCUCAUGCUACAUUAAUUAUUUGUACACAACCAAAUGAAUUAAUGACUUAUGUUGCAUCGCGUGUUAGUAAAUUUCCAAAUGAACGAAUAUUUGGUCUUGGUGCAAGUGUUGAUACUACCUAUGCGCAUAGAACUAUAUUAGAUCAAACUGAGAAUAUACAUGGUCGUGUUAAUGGUUUUUUUAUAGUAGGAAAUGGAUCAAUGGAUAAUUCAUGUUCAACAAUACUUACUCAUCAUUUAACUAUUGAUGGAAUAUUAUGUUCAGAUAUUUAUUCAAAAUCCAUAAUCAAUAAAUCUAUUCAAAAUCAAUCAGAAACACCGAAACAAAAACUUAAAGAAUGGGAUUUAAUAACGAUGUUGAAAAAUAAAGAAACAGUUUAUUCAAAUGUUCAACGGCGAUUACCAUUGUGUACAAAUCUAAUUGAACGGCAAAAGAUUGCUAUGAAAUAUCUUUUACCAACAUCUACUAUACAAUCAGAACAACAAGAAUCAAUACAGAUUCCAAUGAAUCGAAAAUUACAUUCGAAUUAUACAGAAGCAAUGUUAAUUGUUCAUAUUACUCGUGCACUUCUUAAUGGAUGUGAAUUUCAAUCAAAUUUUACUGUUAAUAUUUCUCCACUUAAUAAUAAUUCCAAAGAUAUUUUUACAAAUUAUCCAACAAUAAUUGGUUCAAGUAAUCGUGCUAUUGAAUAUAUGUUCCCUUUUCAUCAAGCUGAAAAUAUUCUCAAACAACGAUCAUUUCUUAUACCAUAUGAAAAACUUCAAAGAAAAAUCCAUAUUUCACAAUCAACAGAUUAG
Adineta steineri is the source of this 1257-nucleotide messenger RNA. The record is from the annotation of a GenBank genome assembly. Lineage: Eukaryota; Metazoa; Rotifera; Eurotatoria; Adinetida; Adinetidae.